This is a messenger RNA of Pyricularia oryzae 70-15, 2653 nucleotides long. RefSeq lists its product as uncharacterized. The record is from RefSeq and is a predicted model, not a curated record. NCBI's taxonomy places the organism in Eukaryota, Fungi, Ascomycota, Sordariomycetes, Magnaporthales, Pyriculariaceae. Gene Ontology annotation, molecular function: protein dimerization activity. The coding region runs from base 913 to 2325 and encodes 470 amino acids. The transcript is spliced from 4 exons.
AGACUUCCUAGGCACAAUGGCAAAGUCAGGCCAUCUUCAGCUCUUGGGUCGGCGCCAUCCUGCCAAUCAGCGGAAGACCAUAUUGUACCCAACCCCCAUGUUGGCCAGAAUUCCUGGUGGACCCUCCUUACCUAUACCCUACCCUCCGACUCCGACUGCUUUCCCUGGACCAUCGCCGCCGUGAGAAAGCUCUCCCAUCCGGUACUAAACACAUAACAUUUGACAAUUCCUGCACCGCGCCCAGGCUCUCUCAAAGCCCACCAGCCUACAGGGCAUUAUAUACGACCACAACCUUGGUCGGCGUUGAUGUCUGAUGGAAUUGUCACAUUCAUAAAAGCGUUGUCGCCUACCCGGAGGUAGACCGUAGCCCGUGCCCGCCAUCGUACCGGACUGAACCCGAAUCAGACCACUGAUGAACUUGAUCGACAAGGUGCUAUCAAGCUUUUAUCACAGCUUCUUGCCCCAUCGUGCACUUGAGCCAUAUCUACCUAAUGCAAAGUAAUAUUUGCAUUUCAACAACUUCAACAUUUGCCAACCUGGUUCGACAGCCGCGAAUUGCGCUGUCCCAUGCUCCUCGUCGCAUUGCAAAGUACGGGAUUGCAUCUUGGUACAUUCGACGGCCUUGGCACCGAGAAACUCAAUCUGGCUGAGUGCGAACCAACUGCUUGCAACAUACGGAAGCUGGCCUAAGCUAUCGGGAACAUCUACCCAGUAGUUACACGAUUUCCGCAGCUUUGAAUUGGCACGACUUGUUGGGGGAUAUUGGUAUACCAUCUCUCGAAACUGAAUCCGGUCCGUCGCAUACCAAGGUGCGACUCACCACAUCCUGAUUUCGAAGUGACAUAGCUCUACGGAGCGUCAGUGAGGACGGGUUGCUUUUAUAACUACAACGAGCUAGGGGUGGACGACAAUAUGGACCCGAACCUUUUAAGGCACAUGGAGUACUUCACGGUGCCCAACGCCCAGACGAGAAAUGCGGCGGAACGCGCUGCGAAUUUGACCCGUUCGAGCGGCACUGGCCAGCCAUACCCGUUAUGGAACCCCUCGACCCUUGGAGCCGACAUUGACUUCUCUUUCAACCCGGAAGGACUGGGAGGCAUGGGAUUCGGAGCUUUCGAACAACCUCAGGAUCAAAACAAUAGCAGUACCGCAUUCGAGCCCCCACAGCGGCAGCGCUCAAUAUACACUCAAGGGCCAAGGACUCUAGUUCCAACCCGAACGCCGAAACCACCAUCUCGAGAGAAGCCGGAGAGGAAGCGUUCAAAAUUGAGCACUGAUUCAACACCGUUUGACUCGGUGGAUUAUUGGCUUCAGUUUGACAACGAAGGGACAAUCCCCGAGGAGACGAGCGCAGAGGCCGGCGCGACCACUCAGGGCGAGCCGUCCGCCGAGUCCAAGGUACAGGAGCCUGAGCCUCAGAGAUCCCACAAACAAAAACAACAAGGCGAAGCGCGAGCUGCGUCUCAACAAGGUUCAAGAACAGCCCAACUGAAAGUGGAGGAUUCUCUUGACGAUAGUGCACUGGAAAAUGCGCUUUCUGACGAUGAGCAAACAUUUGCUUCGAUCAGUCUGGCGGAGCAGCUUUCGAAAAUCGAUUCAACUGCGCCCACCGAAAUCCCUCAACGAGAAAGUCUUUUCUCAACUCCCUUGAGCUGGGAACGGCCACAGCCGGGCUUGAGAAUGGACUCUGUAAUGAGCACACAAUCGAGGAGCACUCUGGAUCAAGCCGAACAACGGCGCCUCAUAGCAAUAGCGAUGAACCGUGGGACAACUUCUGGUGGACUCGGUUCGAGUAUGGCUGAUCAGUAUUCCCAGUUUCAGACUGAUUUUGGGUCAGCUAUGAGUGAUUUUGGCUUAGGAACUGCAUCAAUGAGCCAGCUGCUCAACAUGCCGCCGCCAAACACUGUGCCACCUAAACAGCCCCAACCACAACGGCUAGACAAAGGGAAGGAGAAGGCUGGUCCCAAGGGCGACCGGACUGCACAUAACGAUAUCGAGCGCAAAUAUCGCACAAAUCUGAAGGACAAAAUUUCGGAAUUGAGAGAUGCCGUUCCUGCGUUGCGGACAAUUCCAGAGAACGAAGAGGAUGGCGAGGAUGCGGGCCAGCCCUCACGCGGUCCUAAAGUCAGCAAGGGUGCCGUUCUUACCAAAGCCACCGAGUAUAUCCAUUACCUGGAGAAGAAGAAUAAGAUGAUUGUUCAACAACAUCAAGAGCUCUCGAAACGACUGCAAGCCUUUGAGCAACUUCUUAGUGCCACUGCUCGUCCUACAUAUCAAAUGCCGAAUUAUAGCAGGACACUGUUCGACCCGAGAGCUUUCUGCUGAUUUUCUUUCGUUGCUUAGACGAAGAGGAGCGUAUUUAUUCAAUGUAAAUAUUUCUUAUACGGCAAUCGCUACUCUUUGCAUGAGAUACGACCAACUACAGAAGAACAACGAGAUUACCAAAAUAGAUAGAUCUGCUUCCUGCUCUCUUUUUUGCGGCUGCCUGUUGCGAUUACCCGAGGUUGAUGAAACAGACAUUGAUGCCGUUAUUAGGGGUCGCAGUAGGGUCAAAAAGGCUAGAAUCUCGGGUCGGAUAAAAUGAGACCUAAAAUAGUACAAAGAUUUUACAUUCUCUGGCUAUGAAUAAUUUACAGGGCUCAGUGAUAAGCAG